This is a messenger RNA of Drosophila novamexicana, 411 nucleotides long. RefSeq lists its product as uncharacterized. The transcript has 2 exons. NCBI's taxonomy places the organism in Eukaryota, Metazoa, Arthropoda, Insecta, Diptera, Drosophilidae. The record is from RefSeq and is a predicted model, not a curated record. Bases 87 to 335 code for a protein of 82 amino acids.
UACAAGAAAAAAGUAUGGCCACCUUAAUUGAGCGGCAUACCAUAUUUACCAGCUGAUUACCAUACUGGCCAUAGAAUACAACAAUAAUGGAAAAAUUGAAGAAGUCAAAGACGCUCAAGAAAUCAAAGGAAACAGCUCUGGUAGUGAAACUAAUUAAAACUCAACGCAAACAGAAAGAAGUGAACCGCGUGUUGAAACUCAAGCAUGAGAUUUUACUGAAAUCGGAAGUUUCCUAUCUAGAAUAUAUUGAGAUGCGCUCGGAGCUCGAGAGACUGAAUACUUUGAAAGAGACAUUUACGCGCCGCCUUGAAAAAUUAAAACAACUGGCAAAAUAGUUGAUAGUAUUAUCAAUGCGUUUUCAUUUAAGCUUAAACAGUAAUUAUAUUGACAAAAUCAAGUGUAUAUGAAAUG